AUGCAUAAAAUAGAGCAGCUCACAAAAACGCUCAGCGAUGAAGACAAAAGACACAUCACAGACCUGAUUGAAACGGGGCAAACGGAGCUGCUGAACCAUGAAGGAAUAAACGAGAGAAACAUCCUAGACAUAAUUCAACAGAUCAAAGAAUUCGAACUGGUGUACCCAGAUGGGCUGCGCACCUACGUGGAGAGAGCUAAAACUUUGAUGAAAAAAUCGGAAAAGAAAAUGCACAAUUUUGCACACUGUGUGAUAGAAAGACCAGAUAAUUUAAUAAAAAUAAAAUUCCCCUGGGGUGAUAUGAUGCACCAAUUGGGGGGAGGUACCAGGGAGGAGAAGAUAAUAUAUGAACCGGAUGGGCAGUGCGAUGUUCACUGCGAUGUGCAGCCCGAUGGAAAGGAGGACCCUUUUAAUGUGUCGACAAGCACGUCGAACCAGAGCAGUGUGGAGUUCUACGCGAAUGGCACUUUUGUCCAUAACGGCAACUUCGUCUCCCCGGAGGAGGGUGAGACCACUCCACUGUCCCAAAGGACGCUAUCCCCCAGGGAGUUAUCCACCACAGGGUUAUCCACCACAGGGUUAUCCACCACAGGGUUAUCCACCACAGGGUUAUCCACUACAGGGUUAUCCACUACAGGGAUUUCCACCACGCCACUCUCCUCUACUUCAUCCCAUGGCGAAAGUUACGACGCGAAUUUGUACAGAAGUAGUUACCUCUCCUUAAGUGAUGAGCCAAAAGGGAGGGAACAAAAUAAAACAAACACAGAGAAGGAGGUAACCCAAGCCAGUGGAAUUAUCGCAAAAAUCGACCAGUACCUACACUAUGAGCAGAUAGGACUGAGCCAAAUAGACAAAGUAUGCUUCGUGUUGCUAGCGGGCGGGUUGGGCGAACGAUUAAAUCACAGCGACAUCAAAUUGAAGCUACUAACAAAUUUAGUCUCAGAAAAAACGUACCUUGAAUACUACUGUAAUUAUUUGAAAGUUUUCCAAGAGUAUAUAAAAAGGAAAAAAAACAAAGAGGUGGAUAUCCCCUUCAUUAUUAUGCUAUCCGAUGAUACCUACGAACAGACAGUCACCUUCUUACGGAGGAACAAUUUUUUCAACCUUAAAGAGAACCAAAUGUAUUUUUUAAAGCAGAAGAAGGUAUUAUGCUUUAAGGACAGCGAAGCGCAUAUCGAUUUUGUUUUUCAAAAUGGCUCCUUUAUCCUUUCCAGGAAACCACAUGGUCAUGGGGACAUCCAUUCUCUCAUUCGAAAUAACGUUCCUUUGGACGCUCUGAUAGAGGCAGGGUACAGAUACUUGUAUUUUUUCCAAGACACGAACGCAUUAUCCAUGAAGGUGUUGUUUGUAUGUUUGGGGGUGUCCAUAGAGAAGGAGCUUCAUAUGAACUUCCUAGCCAUUUCGAGGAAUCCAGGGGAAGAAAUCGGAGCCAUUUGCAACCUAAUCAACACGGAUGGUUGUAAAAGAGUUGUAAACAUUGAAUAUAAUUUUUUAGAGUCUAUCCUGACUGGUUCGGGGGGACAGGAGUUGGUGGAUGAGGAUGGGUUUUCCUUCUUUCCUGGCAAUACUAGUUCUAUUCUCUUCGAAAUGAGGACAUACAAUGAGUUGCUAAAAAGAACUAAUGGAGUCGUUCCGGAAUAUGUUAAUCCGAAGUAUGCUGACCAUGAGAGGAAGCAUUUUGUUCGGGCUGCCAGAGUGGAAAGCAUGAUGCAGGACUUCGCCUUUCUGUACUGCUGUGUGGGGGAGGAAGGACCAGGUGACGUGUCACACGAUGUUACUGUGAACAGCAUGGAAAGCUAUGUAUGCAAACGGGGGAGAGUUGGAGCGACCCAGUUGGAUAGGUGUCUUUGCUUCUCUCCGGUGAAGAAUGACCCAGCCAAGGCGAAGAGGAAAGUGCAAAGCGGCAUACACCCAGAAUGCAUGUUCAGCGCAGAAGCAGACCUCUACUACAGCAACUGCGCCUUUUUACAGCUAGCCUGUCUAUACAAUCGAAAGCUGUUCCAGUUAGACGAAUUGGAAGUGAAGACGUUUAACGGGGUUCGCUAUUUCCUUCCCCCCAAGGUUUUAUUAGAACCGCAAUUUGCCUUUACCCUAACCGAUCUGGUAAAAAAAGUCACAGGAAAUAUAUCCAUUAGGCGGAACUCCACCUUAUGGGUGAAGUCAGAUGCACUCAUUCGAAAUUUACAUCUGGACGGGGCACUCAUCAUUGGAGGGGGUAAUUCUGAAGAUGGUGUUUCCCUCCCUGUCGUGUUGGAAGAGAACCUGUGUGUGCGGAACAGGGGGGAUGAGCUGAUUGCCCUUUCGGACAGUGGGGAAGAGAACUCCGAGCAGCUCCAAAUUAGGGGGUAUAAAUUAGUAAAAAGGGAGGUCCUAAUGAUAAACAGCUAG
Messenger RNA from Plasmodium coatneyi, 2388 nucleotides. RefSeq lists its product as uncharacterized. Gene Ontology annotation, biological process: UDP-N-acetylglucosamine biosynthetic process. Lineage: Eukaryota; Apicomplexa; Aconoidasida; Haemosporida; Plasmodiidae. The coding region runs from base 1 to 2388 and encodes 795 amino acids. Gene Ontology annotation, molecular function: UDP-N-acetylglucosamine diphosphorylase activity. The record is from RefSeq and is a predicted model, not a curated record. The transcript has a single exon.